Messenger RNA from Diprion similis, 8332 nucleotides. RefSeq names its product spectrin beta chain (gene beta-Spec). Lineage: Eukaryota; Metazoa; Arthropoda; Insecta; Hymenoptera; Diprionidae. The record is from RefSeq and is a predicted model, not a curated record. Gene Ontology annotation, molecular function: phospholipid binding; actin filament binding; structural constituent of cytoskeleton. Bases 212 to 7423 code for a protein of 2403 amino acids. The transcript is spliced from 13 exons. Gene Ontology annotation, biological process: neuron development; actin cytoskeleton organization. Gene Ontology annotation, cellular component: cell projection; spectrin; cortical actin cytoskeleton.
GCUCUGGACGCCGUGUUGCCUUGCACAGUUGGUUGCGCGCCGGUCGUGUGAGUGAGGAGACGUACCGAGUGAAUCUAGAAGUGGUUUGUCGUGUAUUUUGUGGAGUUUUUAUGCAAGUUUUGAGGUGAAACGGUGCUUGGGAGUAUUUUUUAGCCAGGGAGUGCCCUUCACAAGGGUAAGGGAGUUGUGAGCUGUUGGUCCGACUGAAAAAAUGACGACCGACAUCUCGGUGGUGCGCGGGGGUUGGGACCCGACGCUUCAACAGGAGAUUGUCGACGAGUACGAAUACGAUGGAGGAAAUUCCAGUUCGAGACUUUUUGAACGAUCCCGUAUCAAGGCUUUAGCUGGUGAACGUGAAUCGGUGCAGAAGAAAACAUUUCAAAAAUGGGUGAAUUCCCAUCUAGUACGAUGUUCUUGUCGUAUCGGAGAUCUCUACGUCGAUCUUCGCGAUGGAAAAAUGCUUAUAAAGCUGCUGGAAAUAUUGUCGGGCGAACGUUUACCACGUCCUACCAAAGGAAAAAUGCGUAUCCAUUGUUUGGAGAAUGUAGACAAGGCGUUACAAUUUUUGCGAGAGCAAAGAGUCCAUCUUGAAAACAUGGGAUCACACGAUAUCGUUGAUGGAAAUCCAAGAUUGAGCUUGGGAUUGAUUUGGACAAUCAUUCUACGUUUCCAAAUUCAAGACAUCACCAUAGAAGAAACUGAUAACCAGGAAACUAAGUCAGCCAAGGACGCUUUACUUUUGUGGUGUCAAAUGAAGACUGCUGGAUAUCACAAUGUAAAUGUUAGGAACUUCACAACAUCUUGGCGAGAUGGUCUUGCGUUCAAUGCCAUAAUACACAAACAUCGUCCAGAUUUGAUCCACUUUGACAAGCUAUCGAAAUCGAAUGCAAUCUACAAUUUGAACAAUGCUUUCAAUGUCGCGGAGGAUAAAUUAGGUCUAACAAAAUUGUUAGACGCAGAGGAUAUUUUUGUUGAUCAUCCUGACGAAAAGUCUAUCAUAACUUAUGUUGUGACCUACUAUCACUAUUUCUCGAAAAUGAAGCAAGAAACCGUUCAAGGUAAGCGAAUCGGUAAAGUUGUCGGAAUUGCCAUGGAGAACGACAGAAUGAUUCAUGAAUAUGAAAGUUUGACAAGUGAUUUACUUAGAUGGAUCGAAGCCACAAUUGAAGCUUUGGGUGAUCGCCGAUUUGCCAAUUCUCUUGUGGGCGUUCAGACUCAACUUUCACAGUUUUCCAACUACCGUACAGUAGAAAAACCACCUAAAUUUGUGGAAAAGGGUAAUUUGGAGGUACUACUGUUUACACUACAGUCGAAAAUGCGUGCCAACAAUCAGAAACCCUACACACCCAAGGAAGGCAAAAUGAUUUCGGAUAUCAACAAGGCCUGGGAAAGAUUAGAAAAAGCUGAACACGAGCGUGAAUUGGCGCUCAGAGAAGAAUUGAUACGUCAAGAAAAAUUAGAGCAGUUGGCUGCAAGAUUUAACCGAAAAGCCAGCAUGAGAGAAACUUGGCUAUCUGAAAAUCAACGACUUGUAUCUCAAGACAAUUUUGGCUUCGAUUUAGCAGCCGUAGAAGCUGCGGCUAAGAAACAUGAAGCUAUCGAAACUGAUAUAUUCGCUUACGAAGAACGUGUACAAGCAGUUAUGGCUGUAUCUCAAGAGCUAGAGGCAGAAAACUACCACGAUAUAGACAGGAUCAAUGCCCGAAAGGACAAUGUUCUGAGGUUGUGGAACUACCUUCUGGAACUACUGAAAGCACGAAGAGUACGGUUGGAAUGUUCGCUUCAAUUACAACAGAACUUCCAAGAAAUGUUGUACAUCUUAGACAGUAUGGAAGAAAUUAAGAUGCGAUUGUUGACCGAUGAUUAUGGUAAACAUUUGAUGGGUGUUGAGGAUCUUCUUCAAAAGCAUUCACUUGUUGAGGCAGACAUCAAUGUCUUAGGUGAGAGAGUUAAGGCUGUCGUUCAGCAAAGCCAAAGGUUCUUAGAACAAGGAGAAGAUUAUCGUCCUUGCGAUCCAACGAUUAUUAUUGAACGAGUGCAACAGCUUGAAGAUGCGUACGCUGAAUUGGUACGCCUGGCUGUUGAGCGUCGAGCACGGCUUGAAGAAUCUCGUAAUCUUUGGCAAUUCUAUUGGGAUAUGGCUGACGAAGAGAACUGGAUCAAGGAGAAAGAGCAGAUUGUUUCUACGGGUGAUAUUGGUCACGAUCUAACCACCAUUAAUUUACUCUUAUCCAAACACAAGGCCUUGGAGAACGAAAUCCAAUCUCACGAACCACAAUUGAUGUCAGUUGCUGCAGUGGGUGAUGAAUUGAUUAGUCAACAUCAUUUCGGUUCUGAUCGCAUUAAGGAAAGAUUACAGGAAAUAUUAGGAAUGUGGAAUCACUUAUUAGACUUGGCAGCAUUCAGACGCAAGCGGCUAGAGGAAGCUGUUGAUUAUCAUCAAUUAUUUGCUGAUGCCGACGAUAUCGACAUUUGGAUGCUAGAUACUCUGCGGUUGGUAUCAUCUGAGGAUGUCGGUCGCGAUGAAGCAAACGUUCAAUCUUUACUGAAAAAACAUAAAGAUGUCACAGACGAACUGAAAAAUUAUGCUACAACCAUCGAGCAGCUGCAUCAACAAGCAUCACAACUUGGAGAACAUGAUUCUAAAUCUCCAAAGGUAUUAGAAAGACUCGCCUCAAUUGAUUCGAGAUACAAAGAGCUUUUGGAAUUGGCUAAAUUGCGCAAGCAAAGAUUAUUAGAUGCCUUGUCUCUGUACAAACUGUUCAGUGAAUCGGAUGGAGUUGAACAAUGGAUCGGAGAAAAGAACAGAAUGUUGGAAACAAUGGUUCCUGCCAAGGACAUUGAAGAUGUUGAGAUAAUGAAACACCGUUACGAUGGCUUUGAGAAGGAAAUGAAUGCCAAUGCUUCUCGUGUUGCUGUAGUAAAUCAAUUGGCUAGACAACUGUUACACGUUGAACAUCCAAACUCAGAACAGAUUGUUGCACGUCAGAAUGAACUGAAUCAAAAGUGGGCCGAACUAAGAGAGAAGGCUGAAGGCAAACGCGAAGCACUCAACUCUGCACAUGGAGUACAAACCUUCCAUAUCGAAUGUCGUGAGACGGUAUCUUGGAUCGAAGACAAGAAACGCAUCUUACAGCAAACUGAUAGCUUAGAAAUGGACUUGACUGGUGUGAUGACACUUCAGCGUCGGCUUAGCGGUAUGGAGCGAGACUUGGCAGCCAUACAGGCGAAAUUGGAUGCACUUGAAAAAGAGGCACAAUCAAUUGAGCAGGAACAUCCUGAUGAGGCUGCAGUCAUUCGUGAACGAAUCACCCAAAUUCAUACCAUGUGGGAGCAAUUAACUCAAAUGCUUAAAGAACGUGAUGCUAAGCUCGAAGAAGCUGGAGAUUUACAUAGAUUCUUGCGGGACCUCGAUCAUUUCCAGACUUGGCUUACCAAGACCCAAACAGACGUUGCCAGCGAAGAUACACCUACAAGCCUUGCAGAUGCUGAGAAACUGUUAACCCAGCAUCAGAAUAUUAAGGAAGAGAUUGACAACUACACGGACGAUUACCAGAAGAUGAUGGACUACGGUGAGAGGCUAACAAGUGAGGCUGGAGAUGGAGAUACACAGUACAUGUUCUUGAGAGAAAGAUUGAAUGCCCUGAAAAUGGGCUGGGAAGAACUCCACCAAAUGUGGGCGAACCGUCAAAAUCUGUUAUCGAAUUCGUUGAACUUGCAAGUCUUUGACCGUGAUGCUCGCCAAGCUGAAGUUUUGUUGUCUCAGCAAGAACAUAUCCUUACCAAGGAUGAGACUCCGACGAACUUUGAACAAGCAGAAAAUAUGAUAAAACGCCACGAAGCAUUUAUGACUACAAUGGAAGCCAAUGAUGAUAAGAUCAAUUCAGUUGUCCAAUUUGCCGGCAGAUUAGUUGAGGAAGGCCACUUUGCGGCCGACAAAGUCAAGAAGAAGGCAGAUGCAAUAAACGAACGAAGAAACGCCAAUCACGAAAGAGCUAAUCAAGUGAUGGACAGAUUGAAGGAUCAACUUCAGUUGCAGAUGUUCUUACAGGAUAGAGAGGAGCUCGUUGAAUGGGUACAGGAAAAACACAUCACUGCUCAAGAUGAAACUUAUCGCAGUGCAAAAACGGUUCAUAGCAAAUGGACGAGGCACCAAGCGUUUGAAGCAGAAAUUGCGAGCAAUAAAGAUCGUUUGCAGCAACUGCAACAGGCUGCUGAUGAAUUGAUUCAAUUAAAGCCUGAAUUGGCUGAGAUCAUAAAGCCGAAAGUUGAAGAAUUAUGUGACCAAUUUGAAGAGCUCGAAACAACAACAAAAGAUAAAGGAGAGAGGCUAUUCGAUGCUAAUCGUGAAGUCCUCAUACAUCAGACUUGCGACGAUAUCGACUCAUGGAUGAAUGAAUUGGAGAAACAGAUUGAAAGUACAGACACUGGAUCUGAUCUUGCCUCUGUCAAUAUUUUGAUGCAGAAACAGCAAAUGAUAGAAACUCAAAUGGCUGUGAAGGCUCGCCAAGUCACAGAACUCGAUAAACAGGCUGAACAUUUACAGAGAACAGUUCCAGAUGAAAAGAUGGAAGAAAUCAAAUGCAAGAAAGAGAAAGUUGCGCAAAGAUUUGAACAGCUUAAGGCACCGCUUACCGAUCGACAACGUCAGUUGGAGAAGAAAAAAGAAGCAUACCAAUUCAGGCGUGACGUUGAGGAUGAAAAAUUAUGGAUUGCAGAAAAAAUGCCACAAGCUACCAGUUCGGAAUAUGGUAAUUCCCUCUUCAACGUGCAUAUGUUAAAGAAAAAGAAUCAAUCUCUCCGUACUGAAAUCGAAAACCACGAACCAAGAAUCAAUUCUGUAUGUAAAAAUGGUCAGAAAUUGAUUGACGAGGGACACGAAGAUAGUGCUGAAUUCACUCAACGUAUCUCCGAUCUUUCGGAUAAAUGGCGCGAACUGAAAGAUGCGGUUGACAACAGAAAUAAGCAUUUGUUACAAAACGAAAAGGCGCAACAAUAUUUCUUCGAUGCUACGGAAGCUGAAUCGUGGAUGAGCGAACAGGAAUUAUACAUGAUGGUUGAAGAUCGUGGCAAAGACGAGAUUUCUGCGCAAAAUCUCAUGAAAAAACACGAGUCUUUAGAACAUGCUGUCGAAGAUUAUGCCGAUACAAUCCGUCAACUAGGUGAAACAGCAAGGCAAUUGAUAAACGAUCAGCAUGCAUUGAGUGAUCAAAUUGCAGUCAAACAAUCCCAAGUUGACAAGCUAUACGCAGGGCUAAAAGAUUUGGCUGGUGAACGCCGUGCCAAGUUGGACGAAGCCCUUCAGCUGUUCAUGCUGAACCGAGAAGUUGACGAUUUGGAGCAAUGGAUAGCUGAGCGAGAAUUAGUUGCAGGCAGUCAUGAGUUAGGUCAAGAUUACGAUCACGUUACUUUGCUUUGGGAAAGAUUCAAGGAAUUUGCUCGUGACACGGAGACAAUCGGAUCGGAAAGAGUCGCGGCUGUAAACGGAAUUGCAGAUUCUUUGAUUGCAACAGGACAUUCGGAUGCAGCUACAAUUGCAGAAUGGAAGGAUGGCCUGAACGAAGUCUGGCAAGAUUUGCUAGAGCUCAUCGAAACACGAACUCAAAUGUUAGCAGCUAGCCGUGAGCUACAUAAAUUUUUCCAUGACUGCAAAGAUGUUCUUGGAAGGAUCUUGGAGAAACAAAAUGCAAUGUCAGACGAAUUGGGCCGCGACGCUGGCUCUGUUUCAGCACUUCAACGGAAACAUGGCAACUUUAUUCAAGAUUUGUUUACCUUACAGUCACAGGUGACACAAAUCCAGGAUGAAUCGUCUAAACUUCAAGCUAGCUAUGCAGGGGAUAAGGCUAGAGAAAUCACAAAUAGAGAGGCCGAAGUAGUAGCAGCUUGGAAUAAUUUACAGUCUUUGUGCGAAGGACGUAAGGCAAAAUUAGAAGACACCGGUGAUUUGUUCAGAUUCUUCAACAUGGUUAGAACCUUACUGAUUUGGAUGGAUGAUGUUGUCAGGCAAAUGAACACUUCAGAGAAGCCUCGUGACGUAUCGGGUGUAGAGCUACUGAUGAAUAAUCAUCAAAGUUUGAAAGCUGAAAUCGACACUAGGGAAGACAAUCUUACUGCUUGUCUUGACCUCGGAAAAGAUCUAUUGGCAAGGAACCAUUACGCUAGUGUCCAAAUUAAGGAAAAACUACUAGCAUUGACUGAUCACAGAAAUGCGUUACUGCACCGCUGGGAAGAAAGAUGGGAGAAUCUACAGCUAAUUCUUGAAGUUUACCAAUUCGCCAGAGAUGCAGCUGUAGCGGAAGCUUGGCUUAUUGCUCAGGAGCCAUAUCUCAUGAGCCAGGAACUUGGACAUACAAUCGACGACGUAGAAAAUCUUAUCAAGAAACAUGAAGCUUUCGAAAAAUCAGCUGCAGCACAAGAAGAAAGAUUUAGUGCUCUACAACGACUUACAACGUUUGAGCUAAGAGAACUUAAGCGACGAGAACAAGAAAGAGAAGAAGAAGAAAGGCGUGAACAGGAAGAAGCUGCCGCAGCAGAGGCUGCAAAGUUAGCCAAAGCGACACCUGUCACCAGUCCUGACGAGCCACCCAGUGACAGAGUUGAUGGCGAAGGUAAUCAAAACGGGGAACAAGCUGGUGAAGAGGAUGGUCACGUGGCACUACGCAAGCCUUCAACUAGAUCGCCACAAACCCAAGAAAAACCCAAGGAAGUGCAUGUUCAGAAGCCUGCACGACUGUCAACACCAGACGUUUCAACACCGCCGAUUUCUCCAACAUCUCCAAAGUCCCAGUCGUCAUAUCCAACAACACCGACAACUCCAAAGGGUGGCAGUGGUUCUGAAUCCGGUACAUUGCGGCGCAAGGAAAGAAGCCGUAGUAAAUCACCGUUUAGAAGUUUCCGUUGGAAAAAAUCAACUAAGUCACCUAGCCUGGAUCGAAGUGGUGUGAGCGAUGAUGAUCACAGUUAUACUGAACAACGAAGUCCUGGCGAUGACGAAUUUGAAGGAACGUUGACGCGCAAGCACGAAUGGGAAAGCACAACAAAAAAAGCCUCGAAUCGAUCAUGGGACAAACUAUAUAUGGUUAUACGCGGGCAAAAUUUGGUAGCUUACAAAGAUCAAAAAUCCUACAAAGCUGCUGCCGACCAGCCAUACAAAGGUGAACCAGCUCUAGAUCUCAGAGGUGCCUCUGUAGUAGUCGCCAGUGAAUACACCAAGAAGAAACAUGUCUUCCGAGUCAAGUCUCAAAGCGGAGCAGACUUCCUAUUCCAAGCUAAGGAUGACGCAGAAAUGCUUGAGUGGGUAUCUGUGUUAAAUCAAGCUGCACAGGGUGUAUCUGGCGCGAGUACAUCUAGAGCACAUACUCUGCCAGCACCGACGCAAGCUGAAACCAAGCGGCGUAGUUUCUUCACACUCAAGAAAAACUAAAUUGGAGCAGUGAAGCGUGCUAAGAAGCCGCCAGUACGCGCCAACGCAACAAAUAACGUUUGAAAAAAUGCUUUGUCGGAUAUUGCCUAGCUAAAAGCUGGUGAAGUACUAAAUUAACACUGAUAAUUAAUUAUUUAACAGAUUAAGAGAAGUCUUUAGACAAAUUGAGAAUGAAAAUCAAUGUAAUUUUCGAAAAUCCAUUUCGCUUUGAAAGUUUAAACCAUUCACUGUAAAGCAAUAUUUCGGAAUAUUGGUAUAAAAAUUGUUGGAAACUUGAUGGACAUUUUAAUUUUAUUGUUAAGUGUUUCAAUUCAAUACAAUAUCACUGAAACUGGUCAAGGAUAAAUAAAGUUCAACGUCCCGAAUUAACAUGGCUGAUGUUAUUGCGCCCUUAAAUGAUUUAGUUCGUUUAUGCUCUUGUUUUCAUUUUGUUAUUAAAUUUUCGUUUAGAAUAUUUUAAUGUUAUAGGGAAAGAAUAUACUUAUAUAAAUUAUUUACUUGUACAAAGCAGUUUUAAUUUGAUAGAUGAAUCAAAUGAUGACAGUUUUUAUACAUGUUUUUGAGAACAUCAGCAAACAUUGCAGAUUAUAUCCGAGUUUGAGGUAAAAAUCCUAGUUUAAUAAAAUAUAUUUUCACUAGGAAAACAUACUGCUCCCAACAUCAUUUUGACGAUAUUUCAUGUUAAUAUUUAUUGAAUGACAAGUUCAAAAUAUCCGCAAAUGCGUUGAAUUAAUAUUUCUGUGUAAUUGUUACAUCAUGUAAAAAUUAAAUUCCCAAUUUUUAUUUGCCUUUUAUUCAUUCUUUGACAACUCAAGUAAGGUAAUUAUUUUAGCUAUAAAUUUUUAGCCAUGCUGAUGCGGGACACUUCAUAAUAAACUAGGUUAAUAAAUUGCAGUCUAAAGUUAUUUU